AUGAGGGCUGAAACUAUCGCGUCUGUUGGCCUGUUUGCCAAACUGGCACUUGGACAGUCGGUUAUCAACUCCGGAAACGGCUUUGGAACCUACUAUUACGAUAUUGAGCAUCCCCAAUCCUGCUUUGCCGAUUUCACGAACAUGAAUACGGGAUUUGUCGAAUGCAGCCAGUUUCUCCCCUGGACCUUGAACAACGUGGGUAGCAACAACCUCGUUGCUAUGAACCACACCCUUCUGGCCGGAAACUUGGCCAAGUAUUGCGGUAGACGGGUUGUGGUCAGUGUUAACGGACAGCCAUCUAGCACGCCAUUUUUCAUCGGUGAUGGCUGUGAGCGAUGUGGCACCGGAUCCUCUACCAACACCCAGUGGAAUCCUAAUGGAGCUCCUGGCUUGGACUUCAGCUUUUCGGCCCUUGAUGCCUUGAACUCAAACGCAUGCAAUGCCGGUCAUAUCGACAUCUCCUGGCAAAUCCUGGACGAGACCCUGUACAACUUCGAUACCAACGCUCCCGGGCAACCAACCGGUCCCGUCAAUGGCGGUGGAAGCAAUCCAGGAAACGGCGGCGGCAGCAACCCGGGCAAUGGUGGUGGCACUUGCAGCUGGGCAGGCCACUGCGCAGGUGCCAGCUGCGGCACAGAUGAUGAUUGCUCCGAUGACCUUACUUGCAUCAGUGGUACAUGCGAAAUGGCGGUGCGCAUCUAG
Messenger RNA from Trichoderma citrinoviride, 702 nucleotides. RefSeq lists its product as hypothetical. The coding region runs from base 1 to 702 and encodes 233 amino acids. The record is from RefSeq and is a predicted model, not a curated record. The transcript has 2 exons. NCBI's taxonomy places the organism in Eukaryota, Fungi, Ascomycota, Sordariomycetes, Hypocreales, Hypocreaceae.